GACACAAAAUACCCUCAGACUGAGACGACGAUGGACCUGGCCACGCUCUGCACAUUUGUAGUGUCUUUAAGAGUAUUCCCAAACCGCCUGCAGUUCUUUCAGUACGACUCGGUGUCUCUGAGCUGUGAAGACCAGACCAAUGCGUCUGAGUGGACCAUCAUGAGAAACACGAGCUUUCACAAAAACGAGAAAAACUCACCACAGAAUAAAUCAAAUUGGGUUUUCAACAGUAACUUGUACUAUAAUGACGCCGGAGUUUACUGGUGCCAGUCUGAGCGCGGCGAGUGUGGGGCUGUGGUCAACAUCAACGUCACAGCUGGACAUGUGAUCUUGGAGAGCCCGUCGCUGCCUGUGAAAGAGGGAGAGACAGUGACACUCCGCUGCCUUUUCAAUCCAAGAAAAAAAACAAGAACUGAAGGAACGUUUGUGUUCUUUAAAGAUGGAGAUUGUGUCAGGAACAGCACCGGCGGAGACCUGACCAUUCACAAUGUGGCUCAUUCAGACUCUGGGCUGUACACGUGCAGCCACCAGGGGGAGCUGUCAUUAGGGAGCACACUGGAGGUGCUCAAAACGGCGGGGCGCCCCCCACAGCCUGAACUCACACCUUCAUCUGUCACCUCCAGCAUUAUCAUCGCGCUUCCUGUUGCCGUGGUGACAUUAGGCCUGCUCUGCACCGCUCUUGUCUUCGUCUUCCUUUGGCGAAAACGCAAAGGACGUGAAAACCAUGACGCUCUCUACGCUAACGCUGUCAUUAUCCAGACACCAGGACCAAGGAGACUCAAAGAUUUGAAAAGUGGAGAUGAUUCAGCCUUUUACUCGACGUUGCAGCUAAACUUCAUGUGACAGUAUUUCUGACACAAACACUUGAAUCUCGUGGACAUAUUUUAGGUGACCUGCUUUUGAGGACGUUUGCAUCGAGAUUUGACGCCACAGUGAAAAUCA
Molecule: messenger RNA, 942 nt
Organism: Periophthalmus magnuspinnatus
Lineage: Eukaryota; Metazoa; Chordata; Actinopteri; Gobiiformes; Gobiidae
Product: low affinity immunoglobulin gamma Fc region receptor II-a-like
Exons: 6
Coding region: 31-843 (270 amino acids)
Biological process (GO): cell surface receptor signaling pathway
Molecular function (GO): transmembrane signaling receptor activity
Source: RefSeq, a predicted model, not a curated record